This is a messenger RNA of Mus caroli (Ryukyu mouse), 5870 nucleotides long. RefSeq names its product HECT, C2 and WW domain containing E3 ubiquitin protein ligase 2 (gene Hecw2). The record is from RefSeq and is a predicted model, not a curated record. Gene Ontology annotation, molecular function: protein binding; ubiquitin protein ligase activity. Gene Ontology annotation, cellular component: cytoplasm. NCBI's taxonomy places the organism in Eukaryota, Metazoa, Chordata, Mammalia, Rodentia, Muridae. Gene Ontology annotation, biological process: protein ubiquitination; regulation of dendrite morphogenesis; ubiquitin-dependent protein catabolic process.
CGACCGGGUCCCCACCCGCAGCCCGCCUGCCCAGGUGAGUGCGCGGCUCGCGGCCCGCGCCCGCGCCGCAGGUAGCGGGCGGUGGCUUUGUCUCGCUCCCUUGCGCCCUGGUGCGGUCAUGCAUUUGACAUUCUGCCCCUGAAGCGCCGGGCACCGGCGCCGGACGUGCCUGCUGAUUCGGUGAUCCCCGGGAACUGGGACUUGGGGGCUCGCGUGAGCAUCACUCGAGGGAGAGGAGGAGGCUGCGUUUGCUUUCUGUUUGGAAUGUGUGGUGAGCAUCCUCUGCUGGAGCUUGGGGCCUGGAGCAAACCCGGGCUGCAGAUUUAGUCGUAGACGUUUGGGAGGACGUGCAGCUGCAGAGGUCUGGCUCCUUAUGCCUGGUCUUCUCCGUUCGCGGUGCUCAGCCGCCUUUCGUUUAUUAUGAUUAAUUUUAGGAACACCGUCACAGGCACAGUUAUUUCUUUGAGAGUUGGGAGUCUUUGGAGUCAGCACAGAGAGCUCACGAGUAGAGUUAUAAGGGUUCGGUCGAUAAUAAACUUGGAAAAGGACAGAGUCGGUGAUCGUAUGGACAGAGGUGGACAAGAGGCAAACUUCACCGCGGCCUUUAGCCUUUGUGGAUAAGAUUUCUGCUUUGCUCUGCUAGAGUCAUGCAAACUCGGAGUUCUUCUUUGUAGGAAAACCACCUCAGAGAGGCAGACAAGAUGGCUAGCUCAGCCCGAGAGCAUUUGCUUUUUGUGCGGCGUCGAAAUCCACAGAUGCGGUACACACUGAGCCCAGAGAACCUCCAGAGCCUGGCAGCCCAGAACUCAAUGCCCGAGAACAUGGCCCUACAGCGGGCCAACAGUGACACGGAUCUGGUGACUUCUGAGAGCCGCUCCAGCCUGACUGCCAGCAUGUACGAAUACACGCUGGGGCAAGCCCAGAACCUCAUUAUCUUCUGGGAUAUUAAGGAAGAGGUUGACCCCAGCGAUUGGAUAGGACUCUAUCACAUAGAUGAGAAUUCUCCAGCCAACUUCUGGGACUCUAAAAACAGGGGUGUGACUGGAACCCAAAAAGGACAAAUUGUAUGGCGAAUUGAGCCCGGGCCCUACUUCAUGGAACCGGAGAUCAAAAUCUGUUUCAAAUACUACCAUGGUAUUAGUGGAGCCCUGCGAGCCACAACCCCCUGUAUUACUGUGAAGAACCCAGCUGUGAUGAUGGGGGCCGAAGGCAUGGAAGGAGGUGCUUCAGGAAGCCUGCACUCUAGGAAACUCGUCAGCUUCACAUUGUCAGAUCUCAGGGCAGUUGGGCUCAAGAAAGGGAUGUUCUUCAAUCCUGACCCUUAUCUUAAGAUGUCCAUUCAGCCAGGGAAGAAGAGCAGUUUCCCUACCUGUGCCCACCAUGGGCAGGAGAGAAGAUCCACUAUCAUCAGUAACACCACCAAUCCAAUCUGGCACAGAGAGAAAUACUCCUUUUUUGCACUUUUGACUGAUGUCUUAGAAAUUGAAAUCAAAGACAAAUUUGCCAAGAGCCGGCCCAUCAUCAAACGCUUCCUGGGAAAACUAACCAUUCCAGUGCAGAGGCUGCUGGAGCGGCAGGCUGGGGACCAAAUGCUCAGCUACAACCUUGGCAGACGGCUCCCAGCUGACCACGUGAGUGGGUACCUCCAGUUUAAAGUGGAAGUUGCAUCUUCUGCUCACGAAGGUGCUUCUCCAGAGGCUGUCGGCACCAUCCUCGGAGUCCACACUGUGAAUGGAGACCUGGGCAGCCCUUCCGAUGAGGAGGAUAUGCCAGGCAGCCAUCAUGACAGUACUAUCUGUGCUAAUGGGCCAGUGUCCGAGGACAGUGUUGCUGAUGGCACCCCUAAGCAUUCUUUCAGGACUAGCUCUACUCUGGAGAUCGACACGGAGGACUUGAUCUCUACUUCUUCUAGAAAUUCACCCCCCAGGGGCCGCCAGGAUUCACUCAACGAUUACUUAGAUGCUAUUGAACACAAUGGCCCCUCCAGGCCAGGGGCAGCCUCCUCCUCUGAGCGGUCAAUGGGAGCCUCUCCUAAACUGAGGAGUAGUUUUCCCACUGACACAAGACUCAAUGCAAUGCUUCAUAUAGACUCAGAUGAAGAAGACCAUGAGUUUCAGCAAGACUUGGGCUACCCAUCUUCUUUGGAGGAGGAGGGAGGCUUGAUCAUGUGCAGCAGGGCGUCGAGAAUUGAUGAUGGGAGCCUGACAUCUCAGACCAAACCAGAGGAUGACAACCCUGUUGAGAAUGAGGAUGCCUCUGUACAUGAAACUGCGUCCUUAGAAGAGAGGCCAGAGAAUCUUCCAGAGGUUGCAGAUGGCUCCUUGCCAUCAAGUACAGCUCCUGAUGAAAAUGAAGCCAGCCUGGAGCCUCAACCCAGUGCAGACCAGGGUAGCACUGAAUUGUGUAGCUCUCAAGAAGUAGAUCAGCCCACAAGUGGUGCAGAUGCAGGAGCUUCUGACACAUCUGGAGGGAGCCGCAGAGCUGCCAGUGAGACCGAGUCCCUGGACCAGGGAUCUGAACCUUCCCAGGUGUCCUCUGAGACAGAACCCAGUGACCCUGCAAGGACAGAGAGUGUGAGUGAGGCCAGUACCAGACCUGAGGGGGAGAGUGACCCGGAAGGCGCAGACAGCUCAUGCAAUGAGAGCGUGACUACUCAGCUGUCCUCCGUGGAGACACGGUGCUCAUCUCUAGAGAGUGCGCGAUUUCCAGAAACCCCGGCCUUUUCUUCUCAGGAGGAAGAAGAUGGGGCCUGUGCAGCUGAGCCCACCAGCAGUGGCCCCGCAGAGGGGUCGCAGGAGUCUGUCUGCACUCCUAGUUCUUUACCUGCUGUGCAGGUGCCCAGCAGGGAAGAGGAAGGGUCAGGGGCUGAAGCUGCUGCUUUAUCUGAGCAGGGGGAGCUAGGGGAGGUCUGGCAGAGGAGGGGGAGUCUUGAGGGAGCAGCCGCUGCUGCUCCUGCUGCUGCCACUGAUAGCCAGCCCCAGGAAGAUGGGGAUGCUGGGGAUGCCCAAGGUGCCUGCGAAGGGGCCACUGCCCAGGAGGAGGGCGCCACUGGAGGUUCUCAAACCAAUGGCCACCAGCCCUUGAGGUCGCUACCUUCCGUGCGCCAGGACGUCAGCCGGUACCAAAGGGUGGAUGAGGCUCUCCCACCAAACUGGGAGGCACGGAUUGACAGCCACGGCAGGAUCUUCUAUGUGGACCAUGUAAACAGAACCACAACGUGGCAGCGGCCCACAGCUCCCCCUGCCCCACAGGUCCUGCAGCGAUCUAACUCCAUACAGCAAAUGGAGCAGCUAAACCGGCGUUAUCAGAGCAUCCGUAGAACCAUGACCAAUGAGAGGCCUGAGGAAAACACCAGUGCUAUCGAUGGGGCAGGGGAGGAAGCUGACUUUCACCAAGCCAGUGCAGACUUCCGUCGGGAGAACGUCCUGCCUCACUCUACCUCCAGAUCCAGGCUCACGCUGCUGUUACAGUCACCCCCCGUGAAGUUCCUCAUCAGCCCAGAGUUCUUCACCGUGCUGCAUUCUAACCCUAGUGCCUACCGCAUGUUUACAAACAACACGUGUUUGAAGCACAUGAUCACCAAAGUCCGGCGGGACACCCACCACUUUGAGCGCUAUCAGCAUAACAGGGACCUCGUGGGAUUCCUCAACAUGUUUGCUAACAAACAGCUGGAACUACCAAGGGGCUGGGAGAUGAAACAAGAUCAUCAGGGCAAGGCGUUUUUUGUCGACCACAACUCCCGGACCACCACGUUCAUUGAUCCUCGGCUCCCACUUCAGAGCAGUAGGCCCACAAGUGCAUUGGUUCAUCGACAACACCUGACGAGGCAACGCAGCCACAGCGCGGGUGAGGUAGGAGAAGACUCUCGGCAUGCAGGACCACCAGUUCUUCCCAGGCCAUCCAGUACAUUCAAUACGGUCAGUAGGCCACAGUACCAGGACAUGGUUCCAGUGGCCUACAAUGACAAAAUUGUUGCGUUUUUGCGUCAACCCAACAUCCUUGAAAUUCUGCAAGAGCGUCAACCUGAUCUUGCCAGAAACCACUCACUCAGGGAGAAGAUCCAAUUUAUCCGAACGGAAGGGACCCCUGGAUUGGUGCGGCUCUCAAGCGAUGCAGACCUUGUCAUGUUACUGAGCUUGUUUGAGGAAGAGAUAAUGUCAUAUGUGCCUCCUCAUGCCUUACUCCACCCCAGCUACUGUCAGUCCCCGCGUGGCUCCCCUGUAUCAUCUCCCCAGAACUCACCAGGUACUCAGCGUGCCAAUGCCCGGGCUCCAGCCCCUUACAAGAGAGAUUUUGAAGCCAAACUAAGGAACUUUUACAGGAAGUUAGAAACUAAAGGAUACGGACAAGGCCCAGGAAAAUUAAAGUUAAUUAUCCGAAGAGACCACUUGCUGGAAGAUGCUUUCAACCAGAUUAUGGGCUACUCCAGAAAGGACCUGCAGAGGAAUAAACUGUACGUCACCUUUGUCGGGGAGGAAGGGUUGGAUUACAGUGGGCCUUCCAGAGAAUUCUUCUUCCUGGUAUCCCGAGAGCUCUUUAACCCCUAUUAUGGCUUAUUUGAAUAUUCAGCCAAUGACACAUAUACAGUGCAAAUAAGUCCCAUGUCUGCCUUUGUAGACAAUCAUCACGAAUGGUUCAGAUUCAGCGGGAGGAUCCUCGGCCUUGCACUCAUACACCAGUACUUGUUGGACGCCUUCUUCACGCGACCCUUCUAUAAGGCUCUUCUCAGAAUCCUGUGUGACCUGAGUGAUCUGGAAUACCUUGAUGAGGAGUUCCACCAGAGCCUUCAGUGGAUGAAAGACAAUGACAUCCAUGACAUCCUGGACCUCACGUUCACUGUGAAUGAAGAAGUUUUUGGGCAGAUUACUGAACGAGAGUUAAAACCAGGGGGAGCCAAUAUUCCAGUCACAGAGAAGAACAAGAAGGAGUACAUUGAGAGAAUGGUGAAGUGGAGGAUCGAGAGGGGUGUGGUGCAGCAGACAGAGAGCUUAGUUCGUGGUUUCUAUGAGGUAGUAGAUGCCAGGCUAGUAUCUGUCUUUGAUGCAAGAGAACUGGAACUGGUCAUUGCUGGCACAGCUGAGAUAGAUCUCAAUGACUGGAGAAACAACACUGAAUAUAGAGGCGGGUACCAUGACAAUCACAUUGUAAUUCGGUGGUUCUGGGCUGCAGUGGAAAGAUUCAACAAUGAACAACGACUAAGGUUGUUGCAGUUUGUUACAGGCACAUCCAGCAUUCCCUAUGAAGGAUUCGCUUCUCUCCGAGGGAGUAAUGGUCCAAGAAGAUUCUGUGUGGAAAAAUGGGGAAAAAUCACCGCUCUUCCCAGAGCCCACACUUGUUUUAACCGCCUGGAUCUUCCUCCGUACCCUUCCUUUUCCAUGCUUUAUGAAAAACUCUUGACAGCAGUUGAAGAGACCAGUACCUUUGGACUUGAGUAACCUGGAAGCAUGAUACUCAGCUCUUCAUGGCCAGGCGGUUCCAGAAGCUGGCCUCCCGAAAAGUGGACACAGCAUUGGUAGCCUCAAGCCUUGGCUUCCAUUAUAACAAACUGAGUGCUGCUCUCUGGGAACACAUGCUCCUGUGUUUGGGGACUGGCUGUGAGUUCUUUUGGAAGGAUUGGGGUGAGCUUGGUGCCCAUGGAACAACCCAACAGUCUUUCAGUCAACAGUUCUUGACUGCCAAACCUUUCCCAUUUGGUCCCAUGUUCCAAGAUAAAAGAAGAACCUGCACAUGAUAAACUCCAUGGUGACUUUUAGGGACUCAGGAGAAACUCUCCCAUACAUAACAUUUCAAGCCAAACUGGCAGCACUGACCCAAUCUCUAAAUUAGCGCAAGUGAAAUGAAAUCAUUAAAAAUAUAUAUAUUUCCUGAAA